This is a messenger RNA of Ciona intestinalis (vase tunicate), 1940 nucleotides long. The record is from RefSeq and is a predicted model, not a curated record. NCBI's taxonomy places the organism in Eukaryota, Metazoa, Chordata, Ascidiacea, Phlebobranchia, Cionidae.
UGCAUAGUGUGUAUUCUUAGAAGUUUAUGGCGUCUACCUUAGGUCAGCUACAAACAUUCAACUUGCUUCAUUUUAUAUAGGAGUGACGAAUAUUUUUUAUAUAGGAGUCGAGAAUGAUACGUUUAGUUGGGUUUCUUGUUUUCUUUAUCUUUGUAGGUGUCAUAGGCGAAAAUGAACAAUGUGACACCGACAACUGUCAUGUCAAGUUUGCCUUUGCUAGCUAUUACCAGGACAACAUGGUGUUACAACGGGCGCCACAUAAAUCGGUGAUUUGGGGCUAUGGUAAACUGGAUGCUAAAGUCACAGUUCUCGUUAUGCAAGAUGAGUAUACUACACAUGUUCAACUUGGAACAAGCAAUAUACCAGUGUGGUCGGUCACCCUGAAGCCUUACAAUUAUAUUGGAGGCCCACAUAAGAUACAAGCUAUACAAGAACACAAUGGUGUCAACAGCACAGCGUUGAUAAGCAACAUUAUGUUUGGUGAUGUUUGGGUUUGUGGUGGACAAAGCAACAUGAAGUUUACAGUUGCAAUGGCUUUUAACGCUAGCUACGAGUUAUCGUUAGCACCGAAGUAUCCGAACGUGCGAGUGAUGACUGUAGGCGAUGAUCGAUCAAAUGAACCUUUGCACGAUUUCAAGAACUUAGAACAACCAUGGUCGGUUCCAUCAAAACACUCACUGACUGGUGAUAACGUGGAAUGGACCUACUUCUCAUCGUUAUGCUGGCUAUAUGGGAGAUAUUUGUACGAUUUUCUUAAAGUUCCCAUAGGUCUUGUGUCAUCUAAUUGGGGAGGAACACCGAUUGAAACAUGGUCGUCUACAGAUGCGUUGAAGAAAUGCGGACUACAUUUGUGUGACGAACCUGACUUCAAACUGGAAAUGCGAAAUCGAACAAUAACAAAAGUUCCGCGAUCAAACAGCGCUCUGUGGAAUGCUAUGAUUCAUCCGAUGUUAAAUAUGACGAUUAAAGGAGCGAUAUGGUACCAAGGUGAGACGAAUUAUGAUUACCAUAACGCUGAGUAUGCUUGUUCCUUUCCUGCCAUGAUAAAUGACUGGAGAGACAAAUGGUUAGAAGGCACUAGAGGGCAGACCGAUAAGAAAUUUCCCUUCGGCUUUGUCCAGAUAUCUACAACGACUGAGUCUGAUAGACCUAACGACGGCCAAUACCCAGUUAUAAGAUGGAGACAAACAGCGAACUACGGUUACGUGCCCAAUGAAAAGAUGCGCAACACAUUCAUGGCUGUAGCGAUGGACUUGGCUGACAAUGAUUCUCCCACAGGAGGUAUUCACCCCCGUGACAAGCAAACUGUAGCCGCUCGUUUGCUACUCGGUUCAAUGAGAGUUGCAUAUGGUCGUAAAGAUAUUAACCCUGAUGGCCCACUACCACAAAGCGCUGUCCAUACUCCAGCCGGAUAUGUCGUCUUAUCUUACCAGGAUGACCAGCCCCUCGUUGUGACAAAACAACAAGACUUCGCGGUUUGUUGUGAUGGUGAAUGCAGUAUGUAUGAUCCUACACCUUCUCCUUACUGGGUAGUCGCCCCAAUCGCCUCUUACUCUAAUCGCCAUGUGAUUUUGGACACAAGAAAGUGUUUGGAGAAAGGUGACAGCCCAAAAUUCAUCCGGUACGCCUGGGCUCUUACUCCAUGCGAGUACAAGAAAUGUUCUGUGUAUAACACUCGUGGUCUGCCUGGUCCACCGUUCUACAUCGAAGUUAAGAAUGAAGAUCCAUGAAAAGUUCUUUAAUAAACUUUUUUUAUAUUAACAAUAUUCUAUGGAAGCCGUGAAGAUAGUUGUUUUCUUAAUAUUUUCUUUAUUUAUACCAAAUGGGACGAGAAAAUUAAUAUAAAAUGUGUCCCAUCUACCCUACUACACUAUAUUCUAGUUAUGCAUACAUGUGUAUCUUGCUUACUUACCAAUUCAGAAUACAUUGCGGUAAACAAA